Messenger RNA from Aspergillus uvarum CBS 121591, 1272 nucleotides. RefSeq names its product PhzF family phenazine biosynthesis protein. Gene Ontology annotation, cellular component: cytoplasm. The transcript has a single exon. Gene Ontology annotation, biological process: biosynthetic process. Bases 38 to 1231 code for a protein of 397 amino acids. NCBI's taxonomy places the organism in Eukaryota, Fungi, Ascomycota, Eurotiomycetes, Eurotiales, Aspergillaceae. Gene Ontology annotation, molecular function: isomerase activity. The record is from RefSeq and is a predicted model, not a curated record.
CACACCCCAUAUACUAAACCAGACCAAAACACCCAACAUGCCACUCCCACCUCCACCCCCGGGCCAUGUCAACUACAUAACAUUAGACGUGUUCACCAGCACAGCCUACACAGGCAACCCGCUGGCCGUCGUCUUCGUCCCUCCACCUCCUGCCACCUCCACCUCCACCAACACAAAAACCCUAACUCAACGCCAAAAACAAACCCUCGCCCGCGAAUUCAACUUCUCUGAAACCAUCUUCAUUCACCCCGAACCCUCCAGUAACAGCAGCAGCAGCAGCAGCAACAAAACUCACCGCACAAUUGACAUCUUCACGCCCACCUCCGAACUCCCCUUCGCAGGCCACCCCACCAUCGGCGCCGCGGUCUGGUUCCUCCACCUGCGUCUUUCAUCCCUUACCCCUGCCGCUACCUCUACCUCCAACCACAACAAAGAAAAUGGGAUAACGCACCUCAUCACCAAAUCUGGGACGAUCCCCAUCGCUGCUGGCCCCCCAACAAGCCCCAUCCCCAGCCCCAAUCCCAACCCCAGCAUCCCCUCAAACACGGCCCCGGCACCGGCACCGGGGAAGGGCGCAGACGCAGGCGAGGGCGUCACCGCGCGGAUCGCACAUAACCCGCACCUGCACGGGAAGCGGUUCCCUCUACGGGAACUCCUGCGGCUGCACGGGUCUUUGGCGCCGUUCUUCAGUCCAAAAGACUCGGACCAGGGGGAGCAGCAUCAGCAGCAACACCAGGAAGGAAUCUCCUUCCCCGUGUUCUCGAUCGUGAAGGGCAUGUCGCAGGUUCACGUGGAGGUGCCGUCGUUGGCGGCGUUGGAGGCGGUGACGACCUCUCUGGGCGGGGAGGUGGUGGGUCCGGAGAGUGGGUUGAUGGAUGUCACCGAUGGGUGGGCGGUGGGGCAUUGUGUGCUUUAUUUCUACGUGAGGGGGGUUCAGGAGGACAGCGGCCGAGAGGUGAUACGCACGCGGGCGAUGAUUGGGAAUGUCGAGGAUCCGGCGACGGGGAGCGCGGCGUGUGGGUUGGCGGCUUAUCUAUCUUUGACGGAGGAGAGCACCCCAACGGAGAAGAAGAGGGUGUUUGAGUUUGUGCAGGGGGUGGAGAUGGGGAGACGGAGUGAGAUUGGCGUGGAGGUGGAGAUGGGCGACGAUGCGCAGACGAUCGCGUAUGUGGAUCUCAGGGGGAGUGCUGUGAAGGUGUCCGAGGGGACGAUUGCGAUCCCCCCGGAGUAGUAUAUACUACGUACAAAGUGUUCGGCAUGCAUCACGUAUAU